GUGUAGGUCAUACUCAUGGACGACAUCGACGAGAUAAGCGGCAAGAAGGGGGACACGAUGAAGGUCCGGGCCGGGUUCUACCGCAACUUCCUGCUCCCCAAGGGCAAGGCCACACUGCUCACCCCCGACGUCCUCAAGGAAAUGCAAUUGGAGCAGGAGAGAAUCGAGGCUGAAAAGAAGAGGGUAAAAGAAGAGGCACAACAACUCGCACGAGUCUUCGAAACCAUCGGGGCAUUCAAGGUGCCACGUAAAGGUGGCAAAGGAAAGCAGAUCUUCGGGAGCGUCACAGCUCAAGAUCUCAUCGACAUCAUCAAGUCACAGCUUAACAGGGACGUGGACAAGCGGCUGGUGGAGGUCCCGGAGAUCCGCGAGGUCGGGGAGUACGUCGCGGAGAUCAAGCUCCACCCCGACGUCACAGCCAAGGUGAGGCUGACUGUGUAUGCCAAGUGAGCCGGCUGCAAGCAGGACAUUUAAUGGACGGUGAAGUCUGAUCUCGCCAUAUACUCCGAACAUCCUGCAACGGUUGUGCCUGGGAGCGAGGAUGGGUUUUACAAAAAUGUUGUUCAUGGCCUUGUAUACAUUAGGAGAAGCGGGGAGAAAGCGAAUGCUGUUGAAUCUUUUAUCAAGUGAAUAUGUCAAAUCCUUUUUUGUUCAUUUGUUGGCAGUGACCCAUUUUGCUAAAUAAAUUAGAUUUUUUAUCCA
This is a messenger RNA of Hordeum vulgare subsp. vulgare (domesticated barley), 702 nucleotides long. RefSeq names its product 50S ribosomal protein L9, chloroplastic. NCBI's taxonomy places the organism in Eukaryota, Viridiplantae, Streptophyta, Magnoliopsida, Poales, Poaceae. The record is from RefSeq and is a predicted model, not a curated record. Gene Ontology annotation, biological process: translation. Gene Ontology annotation, molecular function: structural constituent of ribosome. Gene Ontology annotation, cellular component: mitochondrion; ribosome.